AUGUCUUUACCUACAGACAUGGCCGGCGAUCUGCUGAGCUUCACAUUUGGAGGCCCAAAGCCCUACAACCUCAACCAACCUUUGUUUAUCGAUGCCGGAGAUCCCUCACGAUCAUUCACGGCGACCCAGUUCCGUCAACUGGUGCAGACGCUUAUCGCUGGUUUGAAGGCUCAUAACGUCAAACCGGGGGACUGUGUACUGUUGCAUCUAGGAAACAGCAUCGUUUAUCCUGCACUGUUCUUCAGUAUCAUUGGUGCUGGUGGAGUUUACAUGGGCUCCAAUCCCCGCAGCCAGCCUCAAGAACUGGAUCAUAUACUCAGCUUGGCCGAGCCCAAGUUGAUUCUCACCACCCACGAAGCAUUGCCUACCGUCCUCGAUGUCUCUGCCCCCAGAUGCAUCCAUCCGUCCCAAGUGCGUGUCGUCGAUGACCGAGCCAUUGAUUAUUGUGCCCAGUUGUUUCUGUGGUAUGAAUUGGGACACUCGGCUGCAGGAUCAUUCAUUGGAAUGCAUGAUGCCCAUCACAGCAAUUUCGCCGAUCUACUCUGUUAUGGCCAAAGUGACUGGGUGAGGUUCAACGAAACCAUCGCACAAACCACACCUGCAGCCAUGUUCACGACCAGUGGUACAAGCGGUUUGCCAAAGGCUGCUGUCCUGUCUCACCAUGCAAUUGUCUCACAACAUCGUUCAAUCUAUUAUGACGUUCCAUAUCCGGUUAGCCGACUCAUGUCACUACCCAUGUUUCACCUAUUUGGGGCCCUGUGGACACAUUUAUUCCCGGUCCGGUAUGGACACCCACUCUUCGUGCUGCCGAAAUUCGAGGUCAACGAGUUCAUCGCCACGGUCCACAAGUACAAAAUCUCCGAGACUUAUUUAGUCCCUGCCAUCAUUCACGCUCUCAACCAAUCGGCCCAGCCAGUGUCUGAAUACCUCACUUCACUGCGCUAUGUUGGUGUUGCCGGUGCCUGCAUCGAUGGCACUUCUAUUCAGGCCUUCCGUGACCGUCUGAACCCAUUGGCAUACGCAUGUCAAAUCUGGGGCAUGACGGAGGUAGGUGUGGUGUUCCAAACUCGCUAUGGCCAGCCCGGGGAUCCAGGCAGUAUCGGCACCCAACUUGCCGGGUACGAGGUGCGCUUAAUGGACCAAGACGGCAUUGUACAGGGUGAUCAGCGAGCCGGUGAGUUGUAUGUUCGCGGCCCCGGUCUAUUGAGCGCAUACAAGGGUCGGACCGACGCCCUGGAGCCUGACGGGUGGUACCGCACGGGAGAUGUGGCCAUGGUCAAACAAGGUCAAUACUACAUUGUUGGGCGCACCAAGGAGCUGAUCAAAGUUCGAGGAUGGCAAGUCGCCCCCGCCGAAGUUGAAGCCGUUCUCCUUCAACACCCUGGAAUCGUCGAUGCGGCUGUGAUCGGCGUUAACAAGAACGGACUGGGCGAGGUUCCCCGCGCCUUCGUGGUUCGCUCCCGCGACCCCACAAAAGGUCGCAUCACGGGGGAACAGGUGUAUCGCCAUGUCCGCCAACACCUGGCGAGUUACAAAUCCCUCGAAGGCGGUGUGGUCUUUGUUGAAGAAAUUCCUCGCACCGCCAGUGGCAAAAUCCAACGGUUCAAGCUUGACCAGAUGAACACCUAUCGUGAGAUGGUUGCUUCUCUUUUGUCGCGAUAUGAUGUGGAUGGUGCCUCUGAUAGCAGACGACGCACAAGACGUACCCCUGUGAGGGUCGCGUCCAAAAAGCGUGUCAGAGUUUGA
This is a messenger RNA of Penicillium salamii, 1746 nucleotides long. NCBI's taxonomy places the organism in Eukaryota, Fungi, Ascomycota, Eurotiomycetes, Eurotiales, Aspergillaceae. The record is from the annotation of a GenBank genome assembly.